Molecule: messenger RNA, 1663 nt
Organism: Vicia villosa (hairy vetch)
Lineage: Eukaryota; Viridiplantae; Streptophyta; Magnoliopsida; Fabales; Fabaceae
Product: BRASSINOSTEROID INSENSITIVE 1-associated receptor kinase 1-like
Exons: 10
Coding region: 83-1618 (511 amino acids)
Biological process (GO): protein phosphorylation
Molecular function (GO): ATP binding; protein binding; protein kinase activity
Source: RefSeq, a predicted model, not a curated record
CAAAAUUAAACUAUCCACUUUACUAUAAACCUUCUAAAGAGUAAAGAAAGGGUUUGUGUUGUAGACUUGUAGUUGAACAAAGAUGGAGGAAAGAGUGAUUUUAUCGUCUUCUAAACCUUUCUUUCUUUUUUGGGCAAUUAUGGUGUUUCAUUUUCUGCUUAAAGCUUCUUCAAAUCCAGAAGGUGAUGCACUGAUUACAUUGAAGAGGAACUUGAAGGAUCCUAAUAAUGUUCUUCAAGAUUGGGAUGCUACACUUCCAAAUCCAUGCACAUGGUUUCAUGUUACGUGCAAUCAACAUAACAGCGUGAUCGCCGUUGAUCUUGGAAAUCAGGACCUUUCUGGUACAUUGGUUUCAAGCCUUGGUCAUCUCUCCAAUUUGCAGUACUUAGAACUUUAUAAUAAUAGUAUAACAGGUAAAAUCCCAGAAGAGCUAGGAAAUUUGGCAAACUUGGUUAGCUUGGAUCUUUACUUGAACAAUAUAAGUGGUACUAUACCCAAUACAUUCGGCAAACUUCAAAAACUACGUUUCCUGCGUCUCAAUAAUAACAUGUUGAGUGGCCGCAUUCCCGUGUCUUUGACAAAUGUUUCUACGCUGCAAGUUCUUGAUCUCUCAAACAACAAUCUAGAAGGGGAUGUUCCAGUGAAUAGUUCAUUUUCAUCAUUUACCUAUGUCAAUUAUCAAAAUAAUCCUCAUUUGCAACUACCAAAAAUCAUUCCUGUGCCGCCUUCUCCACCAUCACCAGCUUCUUCAGGUAGCGAAAAUACUGGAGCUAUUGCAGGAGGAGUUGCUGCUGGUGCUACUCUGUUGUUUGCUGCCCCUGCAAUUGCACUUGCUUACUGGAGAAAAAGAAAACCACUCGAUCACUUCUUUGAUGUUCCUGGUGAGGAGCAUCCUGAAGUUCGCCUUCGCCUUGGUCUGCCUAACAGGUUUUCCUGGCGCGAGCUGCUAGUAGCGACAGAUAACUUCAGUAACAAAAAUAUAAUAGGCAGAGGUGGAUUCGGAAAAGUAUAUAAAGGACGUUUAGCUGAUGGCACCCUUGUAGCAGUAAAAAGACUUAAAGAGGAGAGGACACAGAGUGGGGAGCUACAAUUUCAAAGAGAAGUUGAAAUGAUCAGUAUGGCUGUGCAUCGCAAUUUGCUCCGGCUUCGUGGUUUUUGCAUAACAUCUACUGAACGUUUGCUUGUGUAUCCUUAUAUGGCCAAUGGAAGUGUUGCAUCAUGUUUACGAGAACGUAGUGAAUCUGAUCCGCCACUUGAGUGGCCGAUACGGAAGAAUAUUGCGCUGGGAUCUGCCAGAGGGCUUGCUUACUUGCAUGAUCAUUGUGACCCUAAGAUUAUUCAUCGUGAUGUGAAAGCUGCAAAUAUAUUGUUGGAUGAGAACUUUGAAGCAGUUGUUGGAGAUUUCGGUUUAGCAAAGCUUAUGAGUUACAAAGAUACACAUGUUACUACUGCUGUUCGUGGUACGAUUGGGCAUAUAUCACCUGAGUACCUGUCAACUGGAAAGAUUUCAGAAAAGACAGAUGUUUUUGGAUAUGGUGUGAUGCUUCUUGAACUAAUAACAGGACAGAGGGCUUUUGAUCUAGCAAAACUUGCCAAUGAUGACGAUGUAAAAAACUGACUGCUACUUCUAUUCUGCAGUUGUAACAAUUUUGGACACUUUUAA